AUGGCUAAAAAUGUCACUUGUUCGUUGUGUGAAAACUCGUUCAGAUUGAAGCUCGCCAAUUUCACUGAUGAUAUGUACGAAGAAAAUAACAAUGAAAUUAUUAAAAAAAUUGAGAAUCUGCAUAAGAGCACCACUGCCGGCAUCGACACCAUUAAGUUGAUUAUAGCUGAAAAUGAAUCAAAACAGACCUUGUUGGAUACUUUAGAGAAAAAACUUUGCACUGAAAUUAACAACCUCAAGAGCGAAUUGAAUAAAACAUUUGCAAGUGUUGUUGGUUCGGAGGUCAAAAAAAGUGUUGAUAGCAUCAACUUGGAGGUAAAGAAUGUCAGCAAAACUAUAAACAGUUUUGUUGAAUCAAAGGAGAGAGAAACGAACAUGAUUGUUUUCCGAUUGAAAGAGGGGGAUGCUGAUAAGACCAGUAUAAAAAAAAUAGUGAAACACUUGACAAAUGAGACAUGUGACCAGAAAAACAUCGUCAAAAUCUGA
This is a messenger RNA of Helobdella robusta, 486 nucleotides long. RefSeq lists its product as hypothetical. The coding region runs from base 1 to 486 and encodes 161 amino acids. The transcript is spliced from 2 exons. The record is from RefSeq and is a predicted model, not a curated record. NCBI's taxonomy places the organism in Eukaryota, Metazoa, Annelida, Clitellata, Rhynchobdellida, Glossiphoniidae.